UUCAUGAAUUAACUGAAAGGAUAAUGCCACGUAGAAAGAGAAAUGCCGGAAGCAGCUCCGACGGGACGGCGGAUUCAGAUGAUUCUGCCGAUCAUGAGAAAACAGACAGUUCUCAUAGCGAUGUAAACCCUCGCACUAACACAAGACUCACCAGAGCAUCCUUGCGCCUCAGUCAAAGCUCGCAAGGUACAAUAACUAACAAUUUGUCAAUGAAUUUCAAGUUGAAUAUGGUUCAUAAUAAAUAUGCUCCACCUGAUGUGAAGCAAGCUGCUGAGCGAGAUGAAUCUCCACCACGGACACCUACGGGGAAUGCCCCGUCCUCCGAAUCCGACAUUGACAUUUCAAGUCCCAAUGCUUCCCAUGACGAAAGUCUUGCCAAGGACCAGAAAGACUCUGGCAGCGAUCCCUCUCACCGACCCAAACGCCGCCGCUUCCAUGAGAGCUACAACUUCAAUAUGAAGUGCCCCACACCGGGAUGCAAUUCUCUGGGACACCUCACAGGAAAACACGAGAGACAUUUCUCAAUAUCGGGUUGCCCCCUGUACCAUAAUCUCUCUGCAGAUGAGUGCAAGGUGAAAGCUGCUGAUCGGGAGAAGCAGGAGGAGGAGAGGAGUCAAGGACAGAAUGAGGACAACAGGCAUGCCACACGCCAUCAGGCACCCACUCCAAGGCAGGUGAGGUACAAGGAGAAGGUGAUGGAGAUGAGGAAAAGAAGAGAUUGCGGGCUGUCAAAGGAGCAGAAGGAGAAGUACAUGGAGCACCGACAGACCCAUGGAACCACGAGAGAGCCACUGCUGGAAAACAUCACCAGCGAAUAUGAUUUGGAGCUCUUCAGAAAAGCCCAAGCACGGGCGUCAGAGGAUCUGGAGAAGUUGCGUCUACAGGGCCAAAUCACUGAGGGCAGUAACAUGAUAAAGACCAUUCUGUUUGGACGCUAUGAGCUGGACACCUGGUACCACUCUCCUUAUCCGGAAGAAUACGCACGACUGGGCAGACUUUACGUCUGCGAGUUCUGCUUAAAGUACAUGAAAAGUCAGACCAUCCUGCGCAGACACAUGGCUAAGUGUGUAUGGAAACACCCUCCUGGUGAUGAGGUUUACAGGAAAGGAGCUAUCUCUGUGUUUGAGGUCGACGGCAAAAAGAACAAGAUCUAUUGCCAGAAUUUGUGUUUGUUGGCCAAGCUGUUCCUGGAUCAUAAGACACUGUACUACGAUGUGGAGCCCUUCCUGUUUUAUGUUAUGACCGAGGCUGAUAAUACGGGCUGUCAUCUGGUGGGGUACUUCUCUAAGGAGAAAAACUCCUUCCUGAACUACAACGUGUCGUGCAUUUUGACCAUGCCUCAGUACAUGAGGCAGGGCUAUGGCAAGAUGCUCAUUGAUUUCAGUUACUUACUCUCAAAGGUAGAGGAAAAAGUUGGAUCUCCUGAACGACCUCUCUCUGACCUUGGACUCAUCAGCUACCGCAGUUACUGGAAGGAAGUGCUGUUACGCUACAUGUACAACUUCCAAGGCAAAGAAAUCUCCAUCAAAGAGAUCAGCCAGGAGACAGCAGUGAACCCCGUGGAUAUUGUUAGCACACUGCAGUCACUGCAGAUGCUCAAAUACUGGAAGGGGAAACACCUGGUCUUAAAGAGACAGGACCUGAUUGAUGAGUGGAAAGCUAAGGAGACAAAAAGAGGAACUAACAACAAGACCAUUGAUCCCAGUUCACUGAAAUGGACCCCGCCUAAGGGAACAUAAGAGACCGUUCUUAAUUUUCUAUUCCACUGUUCCCACCAAGCCUCCCAGUCAGUCAACUCUUAGUAUCAAAGCGUU
Messenger RNA from Chanos chanos (milkfish), 1814 nucleotides. It is a transcript of the gene kat7b, whose product is annotated as K(lysine) acetyltransferase 7b. Gene Ontology annotation, biological process: regulation of transcription by RNA polymerase II. The coding region runs from base 24 to 1739 and encodes 571 amino acids. Gene Ontology annotation, cellular component: chromatin; histone H3-K14 acetyltransferase complex; nucleus. The transcript has 14 exons. NCBI's taxonomy places the organism in Eukaryota, Metazoa, Chordata, Actinopteri, Gonorynchiformes, Chanidae. Gene Ontology annotation, molecular function: histone H3 acetyltransferase activity; transcription coregulator activity; histone H4 acetyltransferase activity. The record is from RefSeq and is a predicted model, not a curated record.